AUGCCCACCGCAGUAGUGACGGGAGCUAACAGUGGCAUUGGACAUGCCUUUGCUCAGAUCUUGAUCAGUGAGGGCUAUGAAGUCCACGUACGACUGCCAAACUCAGCUCCAGCGUUGCCUCGAGCAUUGACACUGACCCUAAGGAUGAUAGGCGGCGGAUCACGAAGCCUCGAUGUGCGAGCCCCCGAAUCAAUCGCUGGCUUUGCAGCCCAGCUCGCCAAUAAGCCCGUUGACGUUCUUCUCAACGUCGCCGGAGUCAUGGCCCAAGGCGAGCAAGACGCUCUCGGCAACGUCACCAAAGAUAGCAUGACCCGGAUCUUCGAGACCAAUACCUUUGGCCCACUCCUCCUUACCCAAGCCCUCCUCGAGAACAUCUCCCAAUCGCAGAGCCCUCGGAUUGGCAUCGUCAGUAGCCGUGUUGGCAGCAUACAGGACAAUAGCACAGGAGGAUCAUACGCAUACCGAGCAUCGAAAGCGGCAGUGAACAGCAUUGGAAAGAGCUUGGCGAUGGACUUGCAGAGUAAGGGAGUCGUGGUGAGCUUGCUGCAUCCCGGUAUUGUGGUGUCAAACCUCAAUCCUGCUGUAGAAGGUCAGCCUGAAGCUGUACAGCCAGAGGAGGCGGCGACCAAGUUGUGGGCAGUGUUCAUGUCUAAGGGUAUGGAGGAGACGGGCAAGUUCUGGCAUAGAGAGGGUUACGAGCUGCCUUGGUGA
Molecule: messenger RNA, 711 nt
Organism: Fulvia fulva
Lineage: Eukaryota; Fungi; Ascomycota; Dothideomycetes; Mycosphaerellales; Mycosphaerellaceae
Product: 1-hydroxy-2-glutathionyl-2-methyl-3-butene dehydrogenase
Exons: 4
Coding region: 1-711 (236 amino acids)
Molecular function (GO): oxidoreductase activity, acting on the CH-OH group of donors, NAD or NADP as acceptor
Source: RefSeq, a predicted model, not a curated record